Cucurbita moschata (crookneck pumpkin) is the source of this 2049-nucleotide messenger RNA. RefSeq names its product titin homolog. The record is from RefSeq and is a predicted model, not a curated record. The transcript has 2 exons. NCBI's taxonomy places the organism in Eukaryota, Viridiplantae, Streptophyta, Magnoliopsida, Cucurbitales, Cucurbitaceae. Bases 273 to 1802 code for a protein of 509 amino acids.
CUUGUUAGAAGUGUGUUCAGUUACUAGCAAGAUCAAAUAUGUUAGUCGUUAAAAUUAAAGAUUUAACGAAGUUUUUAAAGUCAGAUAAAAAAAAGAUUGAAAGUUUCAAAACCGUUAACCGUUUUGUAGGCUAUAAAGCAGGAGAACAGGGUUAGAAGAAUUUCACCCAUUGCGAUUCUGAAUCACUUCUUCAAGUUGAUUGUCCAUCUCGAUCUUUUCAGUCUUUUACCUGCAAACGCCUCAUUAGGGAUUGCAAAUUUGAGAUUUCAUACAUGGUAGACAAAGAAAUCAAGGAAGACGAAGAUAUACUCCUUCGGUUCAUCGAAUCGGCCAUGGAGUCAGGUCCUGAAUUCAAGAAAGAACAAGAUGAUCUACGCCUUGGAAAUAAAGAAGGUGAAUUCAAGAAAGAACAAGAUGACCUACGCCUUGCAAAUAAAGAAGGUGAAUUCAAGAAAGAACAAGAUGAUCUAAGCCUUGCAAAUAAAGAAGGUGAUGGCGGAUUCAAGGCUGAAACUGGAGAAGAAAAUCACAAAGUUCUCAAUGAUCAUAUAUCGUAUUCUUCGUGUGAUAUCAAGGAAGACGAAGACAUUAUCCUACGGCUGCACGAAUCGUUCAUGGACUCGGUUUGUGAAUCAGUGCACGCGGCUGAUUUGGCUCGCCAACAAAUCCUUGCAGACAAAGAAAGUAGUGGCGGAUUCAAACAUGAAAUUGAAGAAGAAAGCCAUGGCGGAUUUAAACAUCAAAUUGAAGAAGAAAGCCAUGGCGGAUUUAAACAUCAAAAUCGAGAAGAAAUCCAUGGCGGAUUUGAACAACAAAUUCGAGAAGAAAUCCAUGGCGGAUUUGAACAUCAAAUUCGAGAAGAAAACCGAUAUGCUUUCAGUAGAAACGAAGACAUUAUCCUUGAACUAUUCAUUGAAUCGAUUCGUCAACCUGUUAACGCGUUUGAUCUUUCCAAGCAAGAACAAAACGACAAACCUCUCUACGGUCACCACGAUCUGCAAAGAGACAAAGAAAGCCAUGGCGGAUUUGAGCAUAAAGUUAAAGAAGCCACUCGAGAAGAUCUCCUUGGAUAUGCAUCACAUUCUCAAUAUCAUGAUUACGAUAUUAUCCUUCAGUUCAACAAAUUGGCCAUGGAGUCGGAUCGUAGAUACGUUGCUAGUAAACUCCAGAGAGAACAAAAGGAUGAAGAAAAUGACGGAAGAUCCAAGUAUAAGACUGAAGAAGAUGAGACUCCUCCGAUUAAAAAGAACCCGGAAGAAUCGAAUACUUCAGAAACAUUCAAAACCAAAGAGUGUCCAAAAGUGAAGACAGAGAAUGAUAAUCCGUUUGAUAUGCCAUUGAAGCCUCUUGAAGAACUGGAGGAAAUUGUGUUGAAACUCUACAAAUUCAUGGAUUAUACAUCUUCGAUACUGAAAGAUAUACAGAGAGUGAAAUACAAAGAGCAGGAUAAGUAUCAUUUUCUUGACAACGUUCGCCUCCUGUUUCUGUCAUCGUCUCGGAAGGUGGACGUAGUAAUUGAUGAACUGAAACUUCUGAAGGAUAAAGAAAUUGGGGAGGAGAAAUCUCCCCCCACAAAUGCUCUGAGUCCUGAAAUCGCUUUAUUUCAAGCGGUAGAGAUAAAUGCAAAGUUGGUCAAUCGCUCUUUUAUCCAUACCGUUGCUUUCCUGUAUGAUGACAAAUGUAGGGAAAAGGAGAUUUCAUGUUGCAUAGCUGAGAUGAAUCGAACCAUGGAAAACCUCAGGGUAGUUCUCUUGAGAGCAAGACCACGAAAAUGGCUACUUUCCAGGUCACUACGAAUUUGAGAGAGAACUGAAGCAGCUUCCGAAUGGCUUUGAGGGAUAGAACGAAACAAAGAGCAAACGGCCACUAUACUAUACUAUUGAAACUUCCAUGUACGUGAUUACCAGUAUCAGUGUGUGCUACUACUCACAAACAUCACAUAUAAAAUUCUUCUGUCUCUAGCUAUGAAUAAUAAGUUUGGAAGUAGAUUCUUUGGUGUUCAAUAUACAAGUAGUCAACAGAAUCAUCUCAUCCUAUACUUGGGAACUU